UAUUAUUAUGACUGUACGAGAUUCAUUUCGGAAAGACAUAGCCGGUAUUCAUGCAAUGAUCGUGGUAUUCGCCUACAGGCUGUGGCACUCUGCAAAUUCCUCCCUCAGUAUUUUAGUGACCUGGAUGUAGGCUGAAGAAGUACUGCAUGCUGCAAGAGCCGGCCGCUGAUGUCCGCACUGACCCACUUGUGUACUGUCUGCUUGUAUCCCUGGCCACUACAGAGCACAGCUUAGGGCAUUGUCGACGGGAACCACAGAGCUCUCCAACAUGCUGUGUAACCAGACGGUACGACACUGCGCUCGAUCCAGUGUGCGUUCACUGUUGCCAACCGGACGAGAGCAGGGUCAAGAACGAUUCUCCGCAAGCCUAGUUGGCGCCAGCUUGUCUCACAGAUCAUUUCAUUAUGCAGCACAACAGGACAUUGCAACCGUUUGUUCUUCUCUGAUGCCUUUGCCGGCAAGGCUCUCCUGUCGAGACACCCAACACUCACAGAGCAUGCAACUUGCACAACUUCGCCCUUAUUCGACCCCAGCUGUCUCUACGUCCGACGUCUCAGCAUUGCUGCCUCACACGAAGAGCAAUCCUGGCGUCUCAUCAGCACUAUCUCAUACAAGAAGAAGCCUCUGCUUCUGCUCUCCACGCCACAGUCCGACACCACAAAGGAAUUCCACUCCCAGCAUAGGAGACGCGCAUGAAUACCGAUACACACCAGCAGCGAACAAGGCUUUUUACAAAGCAGUUGCCAAGCUCUAUUCUUCUCUGCAAGUGUAUGAUAUGUGUACACCUGAAAACAUCCUGGCAAGGACGGACGAUAUCUUCAAGGUUCUACCAACUAAGAAGAACCUAAACGCCUUCCAGAUCCUUGUUCGGGCGUGUAUAUCUACUGGGCCCGGUAUGCCCAUGCCAAUACUGGAAGUUUUCAAUAGAGUGUUGGCUAUGCUGGAAGAGAGACUAAAGGCUGGUACUGACGAUGACAGUGCCCAGACGCAGCUGAUUUGGAUUCUGCACUGGUGUGCCAAUGGUCAGUGCGUGACGCCCACACUUGAAAGGAUUGUGCACGAUCAUGUGGAUGUUGGUUCCUAUGACGCAGCCAUGAAGGUCUGCUCACUUGCCUUCAGUUUGACCAUGCUGAAUGUGCCCAGGCAUGAUAUGGCCACCCAGCUUGUCGAGCAUCCACUGGUGGCUAAGCCAUCUCUAUUCACACCUCUGUAUCACCAGGAGUUGCUCAAUGUCAUUCAGUACAAUGUGCUGAGUGGUGGCGAUAGCAACAAGGGUGCACAGCUGCUACUCGCUCUGCCAGGCCUGGACGCAUUCGUCAACGAUGUGGCAAGCAAGCACAACCUGCUCAUCCGGCUCAUCCCGCUUUUGGGAUCAUCGCAUCCCUUGCAACCCCAUCACAUGCGCAUUCUUCAUGAUGCAGCUUUGCAAGACCAGACACAGCAGACGGUGGAGGCAGAUGCAGCCAUUCUCCAGGCUAUGCUGCGAACUGUCGGUGACGAGUUCUAUGCCGGUCCCUUUCACCUGAGUGGGGUGCAUGUGGCUUGUCUGGCCUUGUUGGAUGUGCAGCGAAACAUCCUUGUCAGAGUGGCCGAUUGGCCUGCUGGAGCUGUCUGUGAUGGUGUGGUCAACACUGACCUGGAUCAAACCUCACUACGAUUUAUCGCCGUGCUACUUUAUAACUCCCAGAGCUUGUUGUCCCUGCCUCGCCACCAGCCGACUGGACAUGCUGUGCUGUCCGCCAUGAGCUUGAAAGCCCAGGGGUGCUAUGUUGUUCCGCUGAUGCGUAAGCAAGGCAGUGAUGGAGCGAAGGAUGCGGAAAGCUCAGCACUGUGCGUCAUCCCCGACCUAUGUCUGAACUACCCUCCUGAUCACGUCCAGCCAUUUGCUGGCUGGAAGAGCGGUGUUGCACUUGAUACGUAGACACUGAGUGCAUGGAAGUAUUCUAAGAUCGUGGCUGUGAGUAUGCACGGUUCAAGACCUGGACAGACUAGCAGAGUGUGCACAACAGGUUGUGUGCAUAGACUUGUUUAGAGUACGGAACUUUGUGAGUAGUGUAGAGUGGUGUUGUGGAGUGGCGCACCUUCUGCCCCUCCACCAGCUAGGAUAUACAUGUAUGGUAGAACUAGAUUGGCCGUGGUGUACUGGAUGCAUUAAAUUAUGUAUGAGGAUACAGGGAUGUUUGUUUCCUACUCUCCUGUAUACGGUACCUGCUUCUUGUACAAUGUAGCUUACUUGACGUGCCUGCAGUGUAGUUAGUGUAUUGCAUCAUUUUGUAGAACUAUUGUUGUACUUCAAAGUGCAAUUGUUGUACAUACUUCGAAGUAUAUAUUCAGUCCUUCCAAUUUUCACACAAUCCACACAAUGCAGUGGUUAGAUCGUCUGCUGUUUUUAAUGCUAAUAUGUGUACUCUGCUUGCUUUUGGAGUUGAUGGCUACUUGCUGGACAAGGCACCAACUGCCAUGUGUUGGUUUGUUCUAUAAUGUAGCUGCUGUUAUUGUUAUAUGGGAUAGGCUCCACAAGACAGGGAUUUACUGCUCUUUUGCUGAUGUUUUCUAUGGGUUUGUCUACUUGGCAUGUUUUAGCAUUUUCUUCUUCUUUUUCUCAGCUGUGGGUGUAUGCGUACAGAGUUCCAUCGAUGGCUUCCCACUGGCCCACUGUA
Molecule: messenger RNA, 2660 nt
Organism: Sycon ciliatum
Lineage: Eukaryota; Metazoa; Porifera; Calcarea; Leucosolenida; Sycettidae
Exons: 4
Coding region: 269-1921 (550 amino acids)
Source: RefSeq, a predicted model, not a curated record